Molecule: messenger RNA, 5854 nt
Organism: Odontomachus brunneus
Lineage: Eukaryota; Metazoa; Arthropoda; Insecta; Hymenoptera; Formicidae
Product: desmoplakin-like
Exons: 6
Coding region: 139-5154 (1671 amino acids)
Source: RefSeq, a predicted model, not a curated record
GUCUAGUUGUUUGCAGUCGCCAAGGCGCACGACAAGUGAAACAUCACGCACGCGUCUUAUGCCGAGACGUGGACUCUUCGUUUCGUUGAGAGGCGAGACGAACACGUGGCAGGACGUUUGCGUUCGCCUGACUUGACGAUGCAUUCGCGACAGGUGCAUGUUUGUCCGCAGGUUACAGAGCCGGAUCCGGAGAGAAUGACGCUUCUCGACGAACUGGAAAAGAUACGGGACGUGGUGUCCGAGAGGAAUGAUCAGAUCGUCGCCUUGAUGGAACAAAAAGAGAGAGCCGAGCACGAAUGCGCCGAGAAAUUGGCAGUCGCGCAGGCUAAAGUCGGAGCGUUCGUCGCGCAGGAAACGAUCCUCAAGAACGAAGUGGAACAGCUAAAGGUGCGCGCGGAACGAUCGGAGCAGCAGCUCGCCGAGAGCGGAGACCGAAUAGCCGAGCUGCGAAAGCAGUGCGCCGAUUACGACGAAUUAUUGAGCAGGAUACAAGAGUUGAAGGAGAAUUCGGUAGCGCUUACAGUUGAACUCACAGACACGAAAGACAGUCUGCAGACUCGAGUGGCCGAAAUAGACACCCUGAGCGGCGAAAAGGCGAGAUACUUGGAAGAACUGAACAUUGCGAACACGACGAUCGAGAAACUUAGAGGCGACUUGGACGACGUGCGGAAUGAUCUCGAGAGUUGCAGGGCGGAAUUGGACCAACUGCGAAGUGAUAAUGCGAAUCUUCGAGAUGCGAUGGACGAGAUGCAGCUUGAGAACGACGAAUUAAAAGACACGAUCGAAGACUUCCAGUCGGAUCUGAAGAGCUCGGAGGAACGCAACAAGGGAUUAAAAUUGAAGAAUGAACGCGCAGCUUUGGACUACGCCGCCUUAUCUGCAAAGUUUGACAGAUUGCAGGAAGACAAGCUGAGAAUGAUCGACGAGCUGGCUGAAUUAAACCGCAGCAAGAGCGAGAACGACGCUUUGCGAGAAGAGGUGGAUUACUUGUGGCGCGAAAGCGUAUCUUUGAAGGAGCGCCUCGAAACAACGGAGCUCGAGCGCGACCAGCUAAAUGCUAAGAAUGCAUCAUUAGACGAGGCAGCCCGAAAAACACGCGAAGAACUGAAGAGAGCGGAGGAGGGAAAUAACGAGCUGAAGAACCAGAUCGAUAAGUUGAACGUUGAACUACGUCUCUUGGAAGAAAAAUUUCAAGUGGCGCAAAAAGAGCUGGGGGGCACGAGAGACGAUUUGCAUAGUCUCGAGGCUGAGAAUGAAUUCUUGAGGAAGGCAUUGGAAAAUGCUAAAACGGAAAGUAACGAACUUAAGGAAGAAAACGUUGCCUUGAAAAACAAUCUUGAUAACAUAAUUAAGGAAUUGAAGUCUGCGAAGAACGAGUAUAAUGAUAUUAAGGCAAAGGAAGAUGAUUUAUUAUCUGAAAACGGUUACUUAAAGGAGGAAUUGGAGAAGCGAGCCGAGGAGACGAGUCAGUUAGAGCGCGAAGUGGCGGCAUUAAAGAAUGAUCUUGAUAGACUGCUAGGUGAGACGGAAAGGUUGAGGGACGAAGGUGCCGCCGCUGCGAGUGCUCUUAAAGACGAUUUGUCUAGAACAAAUGUAGCGUUAGAUGACGCGAAGAUACAAUUGGAAAAGUUUAAAGCCGAGAAUAGAGUUCUUACGGAAGAAUUGGAGAGGGCUAAUGUAAAUAAUAGCAAGUUAUCCACGGACUUUGGUGCUCUUCAAAGCGAAAUGGCGAAGUUGAAAUCGGAGAACAGCAAAUUGCUGCAAGAGGCGGCUGAUGGGCACGAAGAAGUAACGAAAUUAUCGUCCGAAAUAGCUGCUCUGAAAGGAGAAAUAAAUAAUAUGAGGGAGGACCUGACGAGAGCAAAUAACGAAGUUGCAAAUUCGCGGAAAGAAAUAGCCAGGUUAAAUAAUGAACUUGGGGAGGCGGUAGUUACUAAGGAAAAGCUGAGAGCGGAUAUUCACCGAAUAGAAAUAGAAAACGAGGCCAUCAAGACGGAGACGGAUAGUCGUAGAGACGAGAAUGAUAGGUUAAAAGAACAGAUGAACAAAUUGAAGAAACAGAUAGACUUAUCAGUCGACGAAGUGAGCAGAUUGAGAAUACAACUCGGCGACGCCGAGAAUCGGGUUAAGUUCCUUGAGCCUCAGAUGACUAAUUUGGAGAUUGAUAGAGGCGAGUUGCAGAACGAGAUUGACAAACUGAAACUGGAUCUAAGCGCGGAAACUACCGCCAAACGAAACAUUCAGGAGGAAUUAGCGGCGCUGAAGAGCGAGAUGAAAAAUUUGAUCUCGAAGAUCGAUGAGCUGAGAACGCAGAAUCAUGACCUGAGGGAAGAGAAGGACGCUCUCAAGAAUGAAUUGUCGAUGCAGAGCGAGCAAUCGUCGAGCUUGAGAGCUACGAAUGUUGAGAUGAGGAGCGAGAUCGACGACUUAGGUCGAACUAUUUCUGACUUGCGAUCGCAAGUGUCCAAACUGGAGGAGAGUAUCGAAUAUUGGAAGUUGGAAAAUCAGAAGCUCCAAGUGGAAGUAAAUAAGUCACACGCCGAGAAUAAAAAGACAAAAGAAGAUUUAAGCAGCUGUCAGGUCGAGCGACAAGCGUUAGAGAAGGAGAUGGCUAAUCUUAGAAAUGAGAAGAUUAAGCUGGAGGAAGAACUCGCGGAGCUCAAAAAUCAGGCGGAAGGACUGAAGCAGGCUUCGUUCGUCGAAAAGUCCGCGAAAGAAGAGACGGCGUUAAAAUUAGAAAAGAUCAGCGACGAGAUCGUUAAAUCGAGAGAGGAAGUCGAGGCAUUAAAGAGUGAAUUGGUCAAAUUAAGAGCGGAGAACGAUAGAAUGAGAAGCAAAGAGGAAAGUUCAUCGCGUGAAAUGUUAACAUUGAAGAAGGAGCUGGAGGAGCUGAGGAGGGAGAUAUCGAUUUUGAGAGCGGAGAAUGACGCGCUGCAGUCGAAAAUAAACAUGUUAACCCAAGAGAAUGACAAAUUGAAAGACGAUUCAGGCAAACUGUCGUCCAAAAUUGACAGACUAGAAUUGGAGAAUGUGAGUUUGAAGGAGGACCGGCGCGGAUUCGAGAAAGAGUUGGAGCAGCUGAGAGGCCAGGGCGACGGGCAGAAAGUUGAAAUCGAAAGUCUCAAGUCCAAUUUGACUGCUGCGCAGGCAUUAUCGGAGACAAUACGGUCGGAAUUAUCCGCUUGCCGAUUCGAGAACGACAAAUUGAGGGUGGAUUCGGUAAAGCUGCAGGAAAAUUUUGAUGCGCUUAAACUAGCGUAUGACAAGCUGAACAAGGAAGCGGAGGAUUUAAGGGUAGCAUCGAUCGACGCGCAGAACACGGCGAGCAGGUUGCAAGAUCAGGCGGCCGCCUUGCUGGAUGAGAAGGAAGCGCUUCUCAGUGAGUUACACGGUUUACGAGCGGAAGUGAGUGGGUUAGGUAAAGAAGUUGCGUCGAGCAAAGCCGCGAGGGAGGCUGCCGAGAGGCAGGCGGGCGUUCUAAGCGGAGAAUUAAAGGCGCUAAAGGCGGAACUGGAUAAUACGCGGGCGGAAAACGAAACUUGGAAGAGGGAACUGAACGACGCGAAUGAGCGCUUCGCCGCACUAGACAGCGAAGGGGCCGUCUUGAGAAUCGAGCACAGCAAAAUGACGACGGAACUCGAUACCAUCAGAUCCGAUUUAGCCGUGGUGGAGAAUGACCUCGAUAAGUCCAGGAAUCAGAACAGCAUGCUGCAGGGAGAGAUCGACGAGUUGAAGAGGAUGCGCGGGGAUGCGGCAACGAAGAUCAGGUCCCUGGAGGAACAGCUUGGCGGUCUGUCGGACGAGAGGGAGCAGCUCGAGAAAGAGAGAAGCGACUUGAGAGCUCGAGCUGCCAAGGUUGCGAGAGAUACCGACGACGUACCGGCGCAACUCGUCGGCACGAUCGAGGCUCUAGAGGCGGAGAGAACGGCGAGGGACGCCGUUCUGAUAGAACUGGACGCCUUGAAGGAGGCUCUGGCUAAUUCGCGAGACGAUUUCGCUGCAUGUCGAGCGGACAACGAGCGGCUAAAGGCCGAGUUGGCCGCCUCGGAGAGCCUAGCGUUGGAGUUACGGGCAGAUUUGGAGAGAGUCAUGGCCGAGAAUGAUCUACGGGAGGACGAGAUCGUACAAUUGAAAUCGGAGAACGAUAAGUUGAGUGAGGAACGUGACAGAUUAAGGGAUGAAUAUAGAGUCGAAUUGGACGAGCCGAGAGACGAACCGGACAGAUUAAUAAAAGCGGCGUUUCGCCAGGAGCGAUUUGAAAAUAACGUCCUGAAAAUCGAAAACGCGGAACUGCGUUCCGAAUUGGAACGCUGCCGAGAGGAGAAUCGAGCUCUGAAUGAACAACUUGACAAACUGCAGACUGAAAGCAAACCGUCCCCUUUGAACGGCGCGCCUGAAGCAGAUGAAUGCGGCGAGUUCAUUAAGGCGAAUAAAUUACUAAGGAAACAGAUUGAAAAGCAAUAUGACGCCGUGCAACGUUUACGCGAUUACAUACGCUUCGUGGACGGUAGAACAUCAACGAAACCCUCAAUGACGACCACGUUGGACGAUGAGUUCGGCGAAAUCGACCGGUGGAUAGCGCCGUCCAUCGUAGAGUUAUUAAAAGAAUCACGUAGACUGUCCGAGUGUAUCUACUCGGCGGGAAUGGAGUUGCGUUGCGUCGACAAGCUGCUGGAGCUGCUCGACAAGUGCAGGACGGACAAUGAGAAUUACGCGAGACAAUUAUCGGAGCUUGGCGUAGAAGUCGCUGAGGUCGCUAAGGGUGCGGAUAAUGGCGAUGAGCUUGGAGCUUUUGACCCUGAAUCUUGGCUGAAGUCUCUGACGCUCACACAACUGGCCGAGCUGCACGACAAGAUUUGUCUGUUGACUUCGAGCAUGGUGCAAGAGGACAAUGCUCCUGCGGCCCAUGAUCGACCAGCAAUUAAUUGGGACCACGGCGAUCCGCUGAAGGCGGAUUACGACGCUUUAAACCGGCGGAUCGCCGCCUUGCAGAAGCAAAUAGCCGAGAAACAGAUUGAAGCGGGGUGGAAGCUGCGGGAAUUAAGACAGGCUCUUCGUCUUGAGCAGGCAAACCUCAUUCAAAUCUCCGAACGGAUGAAUCUCGAAAGAAAGUGCAACCUGGCCCUCCACCUCAACAUGGACCGUGCGAUAUAAAAAGUCUGUUGGAUUCAAUUACACCUGUCGAUAUUUUACAGGACGACAGAGUCGUCUCCGAAAAAUUUCUGUCACACUGCAACUCGAAGAAAUUGCUUUCUCUUAUCUUAUCUUAGACCAAAAGGAAUAUCAUUAGUAGAUUUGGAAGAGUUCUAUCGAUAUUCGACAGUAAAGAAUAAUAUAGAAAAGAAUUGUAAUUGUAUAUGUGUGGUUAUAAAAAACGUAUAAAUCCUGAAAGCCCGUAUUAUUAUUAAACGCGUCAAGUGAGAUACUUAAAUUUCAAUUUAGAGUUAGAUGAAUUUUUUAGUUGAAUCGCGACUGGAAAUAUAAACGUCACACUUAUCAUAAUUCAACUGAAGAACCCGACUCUAAGUAAAAAUUUGAGUAUCUCAUCUAAGUUUCAAGUUAUGACUAUUAAUAUAGACCGAAGUCACAUGAACUUUCGAUUUGUGCGCGCCUAGAGCAACCGCCAAAACGCCGCAAGAGGAACACGCACACACGCGAAAUAUAACAUAUAAUAUAUUCUUCAAUUAUUACAAAUUGUUCACACACGCAGCAGCCGACCUCUCCUCGCACUUCCUUUACCGAUUAGCAUUUGAAUAACUGUAAUCAUCUAAUAGCUAUUGAAUAACUCAGAAAAUAUCAGCAUUUGAAUAACUAUAAUCAUCUAGACGCAUAUAAUUUCAUAAUGCGCCUAUAU